UUUGAGUUCACAGGGAUUGAGCUCGGACGUGUCAGGAGUACAGACAACUGAAAGGACACUACUGAUAUACAAGACUCUCUUUCAGUCUUCCCUCUCAAGGAUAAAUUCGCCGUGAUAAAAGUUUGACUACAGGCGUUUGGAUAAUUUUCGGAGUCGUGCUGGAUCCGGAUCUGCUCAUGUGAGUUUUCUUCCAUUAUGGAGCCCUGGCCUCUCAUGGCCUGGGGUUUGAUGCUGACCGCCAUUACCGGCUGGAUCAAAGCCGUUCAAUCACGAGACUUCACCGAAAAAGACAUCAUUUUCCUACAUCCUUCAACAACUCCAUAUCCAGGAGGAUUUAAAUGUUUUACCUGUGAAGAUGCACCUGACAACUAUGAAUGCAACCGCUGGGCUCCAGAUCUCUACUGUCCACGAGAAAGCAGAUAUUGCUACACACAGCAUAAGAUGAGCUGGGAUGGAACCACAGUGUCAGUGACGAAGCGUUGUGUGCCGCUGGAGGACUGUCUCCAAACAGGCUGCUCUGACAUUGACCAUGAAGGAAACAGGGUUUGUACAGCCUGUUGUGAGGGGAACAUCUGUAACCUGCCUCUCCCACGAAACGAGACUGAUGCCAUCUUUUCCACCACAUCACCCAUUAACAGGAGCUCACAAUCCACACAGACUCUCCCACUGCUGCUGCUUUCUGUCUCCAUCACCAGCCUGAUGCUCCACAGUAUUAACUGAGAGAGAAAGUAACCUUUAGGAAACCUUUGACAUGUGCCAGUCAGCUGUGGGCUUCACCUUCCUCAAAAUGAAGUGUUAGUCGUGGGACUUUUAUUAUGAAUUCUAUACUAAUGAAAAAAAACAAACAUUUUCCCUCAAACUGAGUGGACUUUGAGAGAAUAAGGGGAUAUUUAUGGCAAAACUGACACAAUCCUGCACAUUUGUUGUUGUUGUUGUUGUUGUCUUGAAUUAAUGUGAGUUGUUUUAUACAUUUGUAUAGAUAUAUUUAUUUUUUUAUCAUCCAUUUUUGUAGGAAGCUGCGCGUGUCGUUGGCUGUAGGUAUGAACAUAAUUUUAGGUGAAUUUUCCAACCUCUCACUGUCAUCACGGAAAAGGGCUUGACACCUCGGAAUCAAGUUCAGCAUAUCACCCAUCCCGCAAUGGAGAAAGAGCUUCCUCACUCCUAAAAAGAGUGUUCUGUUUUAGGUUUUGCACUGUGUAUUUGUGUCAUAAUGUAUUGGUGAAGCACUUGUGUACAGUCGUAGUGAUCCGCAUUAAACGUCCAUAUAUAUUUAGCCUGCAGCGAAGGGCUUUGUUAUUAUUAAAAAUAUAUGUAUGUUCCUACACAUUUGUCAGUGUAUUGUUGUGUAAUGUAAUAUUUCCUAAUCUUGAUUCCUGGCUGACUGUGCAAUCAGCAAAAAGUGGUGAGUCUGCAGUGACAGUGUUAUUUCUUCCAGGCUUUAUGAUUAUUUUAGGCAGUCUGCCCGGCUGUAAAUGAAGCUGUUUCCUGUUUCUCCUCUGUCUUUUGUCGAGUUGUGAAAAGUAUUGUAACGUUCACAUCUGUUUGUUCACUUCAGUGCAAUCUGAAGGGAAUGGUGAUAAUAGCUAAAGGGCUCGAAACAUUUACUCAGGUGACUGUGGACCAGUUAGUGCCAGUUGAUUAUCAUAAAAACUUCUUUUAACUGAGUAGACCAGAAAAAAACCCAAUCUGAGGGUUAAAGAGAUAGUUCACCCAAAAUUUGCUGUCCAUCAGGCCAUCUAAGAUGUACAUUAGGUGUCUUUUUUUCUUCAAUAGAACAUUAAAGAUGAUAUUUGAACUGAAGUCCUGAUCUUGGUGAUUCGUAAAAUCUGUCA
This is a messenger RNA of Danio aesculapii, 1832 nucleotides long. It is a transcript of the gene lypd6, whose product is annotated as LY6/PLAUR domain containing 6. The coding region runs from base 196 to 720 and encodes 174 amino acids. NCBI's taxonomy places the organism in Eukaryota, Metazoa, Chordata, Actinopteri, Cypriniformes, Danionidae. Gene Ontology annotation, biological process: positive regulation of canonical Wnt signaling pathway. The record is from RefSeq and is a predicted model, not a curated record. The transcript is spliced from 5 exons. Gene Ontology annotation, molecular function: acetylcholine receptor inhibitor activity.